Molecule: messenger RNA, 1726 nt
Organism: Pterocles gutturalis (yellow-throated sandgrouse)
Lineage: Eukaryota; Metazoa; Chordata; Aves; Pterocliformes; Pteroclidae
Product: cone cGMP-specific 3',5'-cyclic phosphodiesterase subunit alpha'
Exons: 11
Biological process (GO): signal transduction; visual perception
Molecular function (GO): 3',5'-cyclic-nucleotide phosphodiesterase activity
Source: RefSeq, a predicted model, not a curated record
AAGGAAGAAUUACCUGAUCCAAAAGAUUUAGAACUGUAUGAAUUCCGCUUCAGUGACUUUCCUGUUACAGAGCAUGGCCUGAUAACUUGUGGAAUACGACUGUUCUUUGAGAUAAAUGUUGUUGAAAAGUUCAAAGUUCCAGCUGAGGUCCUUACAAGAUGGAUGUACACAGUCAGGAAGGGUUAUCGAGAUAUCACUUACCAUAACUGGCGACAUGGAUUCAAUGUGGGACAAACAAUGUUUACUUUGCUGAUGACAGGCAAGAUAAAGAAAUACUAUACUGAUCUAGAAGCAUUCGCCAUGGUGGCUGCUGCCUUCUGUCAUGACAUUGAUCACAGAGGGACCAAUAACUUGUAUCAGAUGAAAUCAGCUGCUCCUCUGGCAAAACUUCACGGCUCUUCCAUUUUAGAAAGGCAUCACCUAGAGUACAGUAAAACCCUACUGCAAGAUGAGAGUUUAAACAUCUUCCAGAACCUAAAUAAGCGCCAGUUUGAAACUGUUCUACACUUAUUUGAAGUUGCAAUAAUAGCAACUGACUUGGCUUUGUAUUUCAAGAAAAGGACUAUGUUUCAAAAGAUUGUGGAUGCAAUUGAAAAAAUGGAAACAGAAGAGGAGGCAAUCAAAUACAUAUCUAUUGAUCCAACCAAAAAAGAAGUCAUAAUGGCUAUGAUGAUGACUGGAUGUGAUCUGUCUGCUAUAACCAAGCCUUGGGAAGUGCAAAGUAAGGUUGCCCUCAUGGUUGCAAACGAAUUCUGGGAGCAAGGUGACCUGGAACGAACUGUGCUACAGCAACAACCAAUUCCUAUGAUGGACAGAAACAAAGGAGAUGAACUACCUAAGCUCCAAGUUGGUUUCAUAGAUUUCGUGUGUACAUUUGUGUACAAGGAAUUCUCAAGGUUUCACAAGGAAAUUACACCUAUGUUUGAUGGUCUUCAAAACAACAGGGUUGAAUGGAAAACACGAGCUGAUGAAUAUGAAGAGAAGAUGAAAAUUAUUGAGGAACAAAAGAAAAAGGAAGAAGAAGAAGCUGCCAAAAAAGCUGAAAAUGCAGCAGGAGCUGGUGGCGGAAGUGGAGAGGAUGGAAAAUCCAAAACAUGUAUAAUUUUGUAAUUCUUUGUCUCAGACACUGUUUCUGCUACAGAAAAGACAUCUAGAAAUAAUUUCAAUGAGCCCCAGAGGAUUUCUUCUUCGCAUAGAAUAGUAUAGAUCAGUCUCUUAACAAUCCUCUUAAAACGCCAUUUGUUGGAAAGAAUUUUUAAUGGAGUAAACAAACAGUUACAAUUAAAAACCGGAAAAUUAAAAGAUAAUGGUGUGAAAUUAGUUAACUGUGCACUCUAGAUAUUUUUUCAUGUCACUCAAUUUAUAUACAGUAUUUUUAUUAAAAUAUGUAACUUCUGCACACAGGAAAAAUAUAAAUAAUUUUGACAGAUCUUGUAUGAAAUUACUGAAUGAAAUCUAACAUGUAAAAUUCAAGAAAAAUGUACGAUUUUUGUAACUUGUAUAUUUAGUUUUUUAUAUUAUGUGUUAUUUCCUUAUUCUGGAAUUGUCCUUUUCCUUCAUUCUCAAUACUAUAUAAGGUUCUAGAGCAAAAUCUCCUUCACUUUAGGAAUGCUCAGCAUAAUUCCCUGGCUCAUAUUUAUUAAAAACAGGUCCACGGUACACAGUAUUUCUCCAAACCUACCAAGAAUAAAUCUGUAAACUGUCGCCAUCGUUCAGAGAAACCGCU